AGACACCAAUGUUUUGUACAUGAAGGAAGGGAGCCAAGAAGCUUCAGUUGAGUUGCUAAUAUCAGUCUUGCAAUGGGAUGGCUGUUUGGCCAAAUCCUCCAAUAAUUCUGGUUGAGAUGGUCCAAUGGAGCACAGCAUUUCUCUAUGGAUUUCCCAGAAGCAUCUUUUAACAGUAUGACAAUUCACCACUGACCACGGACCUGUCAGAGCUGUUGAAGACCAUGGCCGACAGACAACCUAGAAGUUUUUCAUCCAAGACUUCCAAGAGCCCACGGUUUAAGUCUUCUUCCAGCGCUUCUGGACCCAGGCCUGGAGGACUGCUGCCCACUCCUACAGUACAAACAAGUGAGAAGGGGCCAUCUCUGCAGAAACUUAAAGAGAAUGUGUUGGAUAUGCUCUGCGAGAUUCCUGAAGGAGUGAACAUCGCCAAAUUCCUCAGCACCUACAAGCGUCACUAUGGUCGGCAGCUUGUCCUCUCAAAUUAUGGCUUGGCUGGCUUUCAGGAUCUGAUCACUGCCUUAGGGGAUCAAGUAUGUGUCGAGAGGAUUGAAGACCGAAAUGUCAUCAGAAUUGCAGGAGUUGAUCAUCAGCAGCAGAAUCCCUUCUUUGAUCAAGACAUGGAGUCAGUUCGACAGGACAUCAUAGAGCUGGUCAGGGGAUGCCCAAAGGGCAUCCCGGCGAAAAAGCUGGCGGUUUCCUACAGCCAGAAGUACAAGCGGAACUUGACCCUCAGCACGCUCGGAUUCUCCAGCCUAGCCAAGCUCUUGGACUCCAUCGCAGAGCUGGUCGUGCAGGACGACGUGGUUUUCCACCGAUCGCACAGGAUGAAACCACAUGUGACUCCUCCAUUGGCUCCCACACCUCCCGCGUCGAUUACCCCUCCACUGCCCAAGACUCAUGCAGCUCCUGCCACUGGCGCUGCACUACCAGGUAAAGACCCCCAGCCGGCAAUGCGUAUGGCCCACCCGAUGUUUGGCACGGGCCCGAUGCCCGCCAGUACCGAACUGACCCAGGAACAGCUGCUGGUUAAGGUCCAAGAGGUGGUGAGGCACUUCCCGGUGGCGGCCACGUCCAUCAUCCAGCUACAGAACAGCUACUUCCUCCAUUUCGGCACGCCGCUGCCCAUGAGUCUGUACUUGCCUCUGUACAACCGCUUGACUCAAGCACCGCUGGCGCCAGCAGCAACAGCCUCAAAGCCAAUGGAAGCCAAUGGGGGAGCAGAACCCUUGAGCUCUUUAGCAACACCAGAGGGCAGCAGGAGGGUUAGCCCCGUGGCCUGGGCCGGUCCGAGCUCCGUGAGCCGGGUGAGGGACACGCCGUCUCCCCUCAGGGCGGCCUCCCCGCUGGUCAAGCAGCCCCAGGAGGCCUCCCUGCCAGACGGCCUGGCCAGCGGCGACUUCCCCCCGCUUGGGGCCGCGGUGGCGGCGAAACCGUCCAAGGCCGAGGAGCGGCGUCUGCAAGCGGCAGCGAUCCGUGAACGGGACCGGGACAGCUCGAUGGCGUUCCAUGACGCCUACCACGCCCAGCUGAGGGAGCGACACGCCGCCAACGUCCGCGCCGCUGAGGCCCUGGAGGCGUUCGAGGGCGGUGGCAGCCGGGAGCGUCGCUCGAGAAAGAACAUGAGCGCCACUGAGGUGGACAGCCUGGCCGAAGACGUCAUCAGAUCCCUGGCCACUAGAGGAGAACUGGUCACUGUGGAGAGGGUUGUGAGUCAGGUGUGUGAGUACUUGCAGAUCCCCUCCCUGCAGUCCAUGAGGAUUUAUCAUCGGGACUUACCUGCCGUGAACAACCUGCAGCGUGCCAUCAAAGAGGUCAACAUGUUCAUUGAGGCCAUGAACGCAGUGUCUGCCGUGUGCACGCUGUACGAGCUCGGGCAGGCCUUGGCCGGACUGCAGAACAAGAAGCGUUUCGAAGAGCUCCACCUCGGCCCCCUGUGCAAGAACCCGCUCAUCCACAGGAUGUUCAAAGUGGACGCCAACACCAAGGAUGAGGACAUACAGCCCAUCGAGACGGUGGACAUUUUGAGGAGUCUCCAAGCAUACAGGAAAAAAUCCAAAGGUGUCAAGGUGGACCUUGCUGAGUUCAUGAAACAUCUUGCUGACCAGUACAACUGUGAUACUCCUUAUGAACUGGGCAUUCGCAUUCAGGGCCUUGGGCUACCCAUUUCGACGCUGCAGAGGGCGACCCUGACCAUGCACGCCUUCAUGGACUCGGCCAGAGAUCGGGUCCAGGUGGAACUGGAGCAAGAGGUCCAGGAGAAGCUGUGGAAGAUCAAGAAGAGCAUGAUGGACCCGGCAGAAGGACAUCUGCCCUUAACCUCCUCGACCAGCAGCCGCGAGCUGAGGAAGAAGUACGUCGGUAUGACCGCAGCCGACGCCGUGGUGGAGGUCUUCAUUAACUCGGAGGGCAUCUUCAGUGCCACUAUGACUAAGCGUGUGCAGGCCUUCCUGUCCUACGUGAAGGACGACCGUCUCGCCAAGAACCUGUUCCAGCUGGCCAUCUGCUGCGGAUCUCUGGAGCUCCCUAAUGACCUGCCCGCCAGUGAGAGAACCCCGCAGAACGACAAUAAGAAGAAAAAGAAGAAAGAGGAGGAUGAUGACAGCAUCUCAGUCAUGGCUCCCUCUGAAACCUCAGUGCUGCAGUUGUUCCAGGAGCGCGUGUCCAAGCUGUGUGGCGUGCCCACGCUCGGCUACCUGUCUGAUCUGGAGAAGAAGAUGGCCGAGCACUUCAAGGUCAAAGCCUUCCCCGGGCUCGCGCAGGGGAGCUUCCUAGAGUUCCUGGUCAAGAACUCCGAGUCCCUGCAGCAGGCAGUAGGGGGCUCCAUCCUCAUUGGCAGCACUAGCUCCAGUGUGUGCGGCUUCAGACCCAGCCAGCAGGACGUGUUUGAGUUCAUCACCCAGUGCGGCGACAUCGACCCGGCCAGAUUGAAGUUCAUCGAGGCAUCUCUAAGGAGUCACUACGGCCUGCGGGACAGCAGGGAGCUGGGGUACGGCCCGCUGACCACGCUCCUGAACAUCGUCCAGCGCCAGAGAAGCCUUGGCGGCCCGCUGGCGCCCAGUGUUGUGCGAUACGAGGCCCCACUGAUGCCCAAAGUGACUGGGGAGCGGGCAGUGGGAGAGUCGGUGGGGGUUCUAGGGGACGUGCGUCGGGAGCAGGCCGUGUCCUGCCUGCUGUCGGCCCCUCUGCUGGAGGAACUGGAGCAGUGGAGCCUCUGGGAGUCAGUGUUCCUGCCCAGCCUCGGACCCCUCAAGGAGUUCAUUGAGAGACACUGUGCCCAAACUGACCUGAUGGCCCUAGAAGUGAAGCCAGGCGUGCUGCUACGGGUCACCAGAGCCACAGGCGACAAGCUCUUUGCAGACGCCGUGCAGGCCCUGGACGCUGUGGGCACAGCUGGCCACCUGGUGUCCGUCGUGGUGGCUGAUGGGAUAUUGAACGCCCCCACAGCCCUCCUGGCCAAUCACAUGGAGAGCUCACUGGCUGCAGCUGUAGCAAGGGAAGACUCCGCUCAGUUGGAAGAUGGUCAAUCUUACAGCACAGUGUCCCAGUUUGUUCUUGAGUGCCUGGUCCGAAUCCCCACACGAAUCUGCACAGCCCUACUGCAACAGAUCUUCCUGGAGCCCCUCUCUAAGGUGCUGGGCCAGUCCAUGUCCAAAACCGUCCUCCUGGAACGCGCCCGGUCCGAGCCACGCUACCUCAACCGGCUCCACCAGAUGGGCGUCCUCCUGGGCAUCACCGAGUGGGCCAGGGACUACCACUCCAAACUGGACUCUCCCAAAGCCCCAGACGCUCUCCCCCACCAACAGCAGUCUGUGGUGUCCAAUGGGCUGAGUGCUGGAGUGUCUGAGGACGGCCUGUCUGACAGGGAUGACCCAACAGAGGAAGCCUCCGCCCCUCAACUCAAUGGCAUUGACCGCUCAGACUCCAGCAGUGACAGCGAUAAGAACGACAGUGACGAGGAACUGGUCUCCGAUCAGUCCAGCGACCUGAGCCCUCCCGAGGAGAUCGAGGAGACCCCUGCCGAACUGACUGCAGGUCAGCUAGCUGAAUCGGCGUCAGCGGCAGCAUCAGAAGUAGAGGAGCCAGACGAGCAGCUGGAGCCGUCUAGACUGAGCCUGCAAAGGGCCGUCAUUGAGGACAUCAGGCGGAAUGAUUUCGGGGUGGGCGUGGAGCUGAAUGAGGAGGGCCAGCGGCUGAUGCAGGUGCACCAGGAGCGUCUGGGCCGCAGCCUGCAGCGCCUCUCCACCGAGCUCUACAGCAAAGACACCCACUUCGUCCUGGAGCUCAUUCAGAAUGCCGAUGACAACAGCUACCCCUCAGCCGAAGAUGUGCAGCCAUCGCUGGCCUUCGUCCUCGAUAAGGACUGCAUCACCAUCCUGAACAACGAGUGCGGCUUCCAGGAUAAGAACGUGCGGGCCAUCUGUGACGUCGGCCAAAGCACCAAGGGCAAACACACCUACGGAUACAUAGGGCAGAAAGGAAUCGGGUUCAAGUCGGUGUUCAAAGUGACGGACUGCCCCGAGAUCCACUCCAACGACUUUCACGUCCGCUUCGACAAGAACAGUGGCCCCAUGGGAUACAUCCUGCCACACUGGGUCGACGAGGAGCGUCCGGUGACUGCAAACGCCCCAGAGAUCUGUCACAAGAGCUGGACCACCAAGAUCCUGCUGCCUUUGCGCUCCGAGAGCCUCCAGACCAGGAACCUGUUCCGUGACGUCCACCCCUCUCUGCUGCUCUUCCUCCAUCGCCUGCGCUCCAUCACAAUCUUCAACCAGACGGAUGGGCGUCUGGUGACGAUGAGUCGGCAGGACCUGAGUCACAACAUCCUGGAGGUGCGGCACACAGGUGGCCUGGAGCGCUGGCUCGUGGUCAAGAGCAGGCUCCACCCCAAGAAGAUUAAAGAGGAGGUGGAGUCCACGGAGCUGGCCAUGGCCUUCUGCCUGAGUGACGGCUCGUCAUCGUCCUCGACCGACGCCCCCUUACAGCCACGCCAGCAGAACGUCUUCGCCUUCCUGCCGCUGCGCAGCUUCGGCUUCCGCUUCAUCAUCCAAGGGGACUUUGACAUCCCGUCGUCUCGUGAGGACGUGGACAGGGACAGCUCCUGGAACCAGUGGCUGCGCUCCAACCUGCCCCAGCUCUUUAUGGAGGCCAUGGACGUCUUCAGCAAACACCCAGAAUUCAGCGGGCUGAAAGGACUCUGCUACUUUCUGCAGUUCGUUCCACUUCCUGACGAGAUCCAAGACUUCUUUAAACCGGUGGCCAAUCAGAUUCUCCAGCUCCUCAAAGGCCGAGCAUGCCUUCCUGCCAAAGAGGGCCGAGAUGGCAAGGUGGCGUUGAAGCAGCCAGUCUGAGCUGGCCGUGUGUCCGGACCCCGUCGUCCAGGAGGUGGUGGGGGCCGAGGAGCUGGACAAGCACCUGCGCCUGGCUUACCUGCACCCGCUGCUGCAGGCC
Alosa alosa (allis shad) is the source of this 5448-nucleotide messenger RNA. RefSeq lists its product as uncharacterized. The record is from RefSeq and is a predicted model, not a curated record. Bases 222 to 5348 code for a protein of 1708 amino acids. Lineage: Eukaryota; Metazoa; Chordata; Actinopteri; Clupeiformes; Clupeidae. The transcript has 28 exons.